AUGUUAGGAAUAUUGAUCCUGGUAUUGGUUCUUCUGAUUAUUCUCGUAGCGCUAUGCAUCGCAUGCAUCUUCCUCAUUCCGUACUAUCAAGAAAGGCAGGCUACGAAUAAGUUUGGUUUCCCGCUUCCACCGUGGAAAGUCAACAAGAAGUCAAGAGAAAUUCUAGCAGGCUGGGUGAAGGAUAUUGCCGAGAAGAACCCUUUAAUAUGGCGCUGUUCUGAUCGUGAUGUUAUCUGGUCAUACUCUGCUUCUGCUGGAGCCCACAAAGACAUCGAAGUUCUGGUUGCGAACAACGCUCCAUUUUUGGAGGAACAUAUGCUGCCUCUGGCAUCUGUACGUUUUCCAGUAAUUAUUUCUUAUAAACGCUGA
Molecule: messenger RNA, 369 nt
Organism: Cooperia oncophora
Lineage: Eukaryota; Metazoa; Nematoda; Chromadorea; Rhabditida; Trichostrongylidae
Source: the annotation of a GenBank genome assembly